AUGGACUCCCCUCACGAGGACGACCAUUCGGCCAAGGCCAUGACCGACUACCUGCAGCAGCUCCCAGCCCAACACCUCGAGCCACUAUGGUCCCAGAUGAACGUGAUGGUGCCACCAACGCCACAGCCGGUCGCACGGCCACACAUCUGGAAGUACGCCGACAACCUCCCUCUCCUCCACAAGGCCGCCGAGAUGGUGGGCGAGAAGCAGGCUGAGAGGAGAGUUCUGAUGCUGGUCAACCCUACCAUGCAAUCACCUUACACCACUGACACCAUCUACGGUGGUCUUCAAAUCGUCAAUCCUGGAGAAACCGCACCAGCCCACCGACACAUUGCAUUCGCCCUCAGAUUCAUCAUUGAUGGAGAGGGCUUCACUGCCGUCGAGGGAAGGAAGAUGCCUCUUAGGAGAGGUGAUGUCGUCGUCACGCCCGUCUGGCAUUGGCACGACCACGGCAACGAGAGUGAUGCCCCCGUCAUCUGGCUGGACGCUCUCAACCUUCCACUAUUCAGAUUCACUCCCGUUCACUUCGCGGAACAGUAUCACGAGAGCCGUUACCCUAGCGUUUUGACUGAAGACUGCGAAUGGAGGCAUCCAUGGGACAAGGUCGAGGUCGAGCUCAAGGCCCAAGAGGGUCCUCACGCCGUCUACCACUACACCAGCAACGGAAAGCCACUAUCCCCCAUUCUCGGCGCCCAAGCUGAGCGCAUCGAUGGCCACCACACGACGAAAGAGGUGCGCGAGCAGGCCUCGUUCCUCUACCACUGCUACGAGGGCCAAGGACAGACCAUUGUUGAGCCGCCAUCAGGUCCCCGGGUCAUCUUCAAGUGGUCUUCGAGGGAUACGUUCGCCGUGCCUGCGUGGUCCAAGAUCCAACACAUCAACGACCUUUCCACAACGGCGUACCUGGUUGCUGUGAGUGAUAGGCCGCUGUUGAGUAGUAUUGGCUUGAUCAAGCCGGAACCUUCGGUGUAA
This is a messenger RNA of Colletotrichum siamense, 972 nucleotides long. RefSeq names its product Gentisate 1,2-dioxygenase (gene sdgD). Gene Ontology annotation, molecular function: dioxygenase activity. The coding region runs from base 1 to 972 and encodes 323 amino acids. The record is from RefSeq and is a predicted model, not a curated record. Lineage: Eukaryota; Fungi; Ascomycota; Sordariomycetes; Glomerellales; Glomerellaceae. The transcript is spliced from 3 exons.